Molecule: messenger RNA, 17842 nt
Organism: Dermacentor andersoni
Lineage: Eukaryota; Metazoa; Arthropoda; Arachnida; Ixodida; Ixodidae
Product: actin-binding protein IPP-like
Molecular function (GO): protein binding
Source: RefSeq, a predicted model, not a curated record
GCCGGAAUAUAUCUCCUCCUCUGACCAGACGACAGCUCAAAGAAAUAAUCACUUUUCACGUAAUUUCUUAUUACCCGAUUUGUUACAAACACCAGCUUGUAUGUUAUGAAUGUGAAAGAGUUUUUUUUUUUGUUAAGCAUCUUUCUGCACGUUGAGAAAGUGACCAUCUCCUCUUGUUUCUUGUAAAAGAAAAUGCUUUUCUUUGUCUGAGCGCAAAGGUGAAGAUGUAAAAUUGUGUAUAAGGGUGGCAUAUUGAUGCUAUAUUAUGAAUCUCCACGUGAACACAAGCUAUUCAAAACAUACUUGACACGUCCUUUUUGUUGAGACUCAGUGGUGUUUACAAAAUUGGUGUCAAAAUUCAUGCAAUCUGCCAAAGGAAAAACAUAUAAUGGAACCGCCUCCAUACAGUUUGGUGUGCACCUGACUUUUUAUCCAGGAUAAAUAUUUUACUUCCGAGUCAAUUUUGAAAAAGAAGGGAAGCAGUUUGUAUUAAAAGGCUCACUGCAUUUAAUGAGAAUAUAUUUGGAAACAGCAGCACUGGGGUUCUCAUGUUGUGGCACUGCACUUAAAGGAACCCUUAAAAGGACAAACGUACUGAGUUGUUAGGUUAGGUCCUCCUGAUCAAUAAGUGACUCAUUUAAGUGCUCCACUUAAAGCACGUGAUUUACUAUAAGAUAUUAAAGAUGUGCAUCGCUACCGAUUGCAGCGACGCUGCUCCCAGAGUUUUCAGCUGCCCCCUUACAAUUAAUGCCCAGUUGACGUCAGUUAGGUGAGCUAUCCAAUUCGCUACCCAGGUUUCUCAGUAAUAUUUUCAACUUCAUAGUGAACAAACAUUGUUUGUUAUUGUUGGAAGGUUUGUUCAUUUGUUUCUAUAGAAAGAAAGUAACAGAAAAAGAAUACACAAUGACAAUUUAUCGCUACACUCAAGCACUUCUGGUACACAGCAAGCGCUGUCCACUUGUGUUACAGUAUUCUCUGGGUUGACGCGAGCUGCAUGAUGAGUGUGGGCUUGAGCUUUCUUCUCGUGAGCACAAUGGAUCACCUUUGUUAUGUUGUAGGCUUCAAUUCUAGCAAUCGGCGACAUGGCAAGAUGCCGAAUUUUGUCCCUCUGCAGGGCAACAUGCGAUCGGAGUGGCUGCAGCGUAUCAGGUUUUCAGUAUUUGAUCGGCGCCAGCAUGUGCGCAUUUGCGACUGUCAUUUCACGCCAGAGGAUUACUACCAGAAUAGAAAGCUUUAGCAUGUCCACUGUUGGGUACAUGCAACCCAAGCGCAAGCGAACUGGGCGUUUUACCAUACGAGUGAAGGUGCACACUUGAAUGGCCUGCAUGGUGCAUCCACCUGGUGGCACAGAGCUUAACCAAACAUAGAGCUAAUAUAGCAGUAACCAAGUGUAUUCUACUUUGCUGCUGGCGUAAAUUUUUGGCAGGAGGCAAAUUAUGAACAUGUUGUCUAUUUAAAUGUUUAAAAUGUUUUACACUUGGUUGCAGCAAUAUUAGCUGUGUGUUUGGUUGGUCAAACCCUGUGCUGCCAGGUACAGCUACAUUUAAUGUAGCUGCACCCUACGCAUCUACCAGGCAGGCCGCUCACAUUUAUGCUAAAACCCCUUCAUCAUAGUGGUAGUGCCAUGGAGGGGUUUUAACUUAAGCCUCUGCCCAUCCAUCAAAACGCCGAACUCGCCUGCGGCUACCGUAUUACUGGACAAGCUUGGUGAUGUGACAGAAGGUUAGGAAAACAUGCUGCUUUGAUAGCUUUCACUGGGAAUCGACAGCCAGGCAGCUAGCAGAGAGGUUGGAGUGGCUUGCACACUGGCUCCAAGACAAUUGGAAGUAGACAACACGACGUCACAUCAUGACGUGGAGCCCGUGAAAUAGCACCCCUGGGCAGAAUCGAAUCCACGUCAUAUAUGGGGUGACAAUUUCUUCAGCUUUACAGAAUUAAAAAUCACUUCUGGCAGAUAACAUAAUUCCAUUCCUUGAGCUGAAAUAUUUAGGGGCAGACAUUGCAUGCACGAGAAAUUGAAGCGCAUAAUCAACUGACGAAAAUUCAGUAACGUUUUAGUUCAUUACUUUAUGGUACAUGUUGUAAUUACGUUACCACGGUAACGAGGUGCACUGUGUGAACACAAAGUUCAAAUGAACUGCACAGCAUUGAGACAGGACAUGGCCACAAGGAACAAGACUGGAGGCGCAAUGCUACGGCUUGAGAGGAGGGCAAAUCUUUUUGUAGAUGUUUUAUUUUUACUUUCUCACAAACAAAAUGUUUGGAAGAGAGCACUCCAUGCGAUAUACUGUCUAUGUCUAGGCAACACUCUUAGGUACAACAAAAACCAUUUCAGGGACCUUUAAGUUUGGCAAACUUUGUCUGUUUGGAUAGAGAUACGUAGGGAGUGCCCAACUGUUACAAGCAUGGUCAAAUUUAGAGCUAGCCUUUCAGUGCUUAAGUCUUAAACUGCAUUCUAAGAAGAAUGCAGUUUUUAGUACAUUAAAAGAUCUACCAAAUGCAUAGAUGUUAAGUGGGAGUAAGUCUGAUUUUGAAGCAUCAGGAAGAUGUCAGUGUUGUAUGCAGAGAUCUCGUGUUUAGUCAACAUCGUUUCAUCUAUUGCAUUUGUUCAUUUGCCCAUAUUCGUAACAUUUGAAGUGGCCCUACCCAUACCUUUUCAAAGAGACAGACUUAUUUUUUAUAGAUAAUCUGGAAGGUUGUGCACAUGUGUAUGAGCUUGUACUCACAGGUAAUUCAUCAAAGGGAAAAACUGCUAUGUACUUGACUGUAACAUCUAACAUCUAGUGACUGUAAUAUCUAGCUCUAAAAAGAAUGCUUCAUAGUUGAAGAAAAAUACAUUCUGGUCCUGGACUUGAACUUGGAACAAAGACUUUUUCCGGGGCCGUCGCUCUACCAUCUGAGCUAACCAGGAGGCUAGCAAAUUACAGGGCAAGGCCAGAUUAAUCGCAACUUGAAGUACAGGCAUGCACAAUGUGGCAAAUCAUUCUGCGAAAGGCUGCAAAGUGACAGAAGGUUCAUGCAAAGGAAAACUGUCAACCACCUUCAUGGAAUAGAAACAAAGCAGGGGCUUCCAAAGCUACAGGACAGAGCAGGCAAUCUAUUAUGCGAGAUUGCAGGUUUGCUGCUGCAUGCAAUGUAAUUUUGAAUUCUGGGGUUUUACAUUACAAAACCUUGAUUUUAUUAUGAGGCACGCUGUAGUGGGGGACUCCGGAUUAAUUUUGAACACCAGGGCAUCUUUAGCGUGCCCCAAGUAUAUGAGACACUGGCAUUUAUGCAUUUCACCCCUGUCGAAAUGCGGCCGCCAUGUCCAGGAUUUGAUCCCGCGACCUCGUGCUUAGCAGCGCAACGCCAUAGCUGCAAGCUACCGCAGCAGGUGCAUGCAAUGUAAUAAUAAUUGCCUUGUAUGUUGAUGAUAGCGUUGUCUAGAGACCAGGUAUCUUACGAUGUUUAAAGAGGCCCUGAAAACCUUUUCUAACUAAUCAUACAAGGGCACCAUUAUUAAAUUGCAUCGCCUCCUGAACCUUCUGCUGCAAAACGUUUUCGUAUCCUUCAAGCACAAGUGAAGUUAGACAUGGUUAUCGGAUCGAUGAGCGGCUUCCUGUGUCCCUUGAUUUACACAAGCAUGCUGGAAGCUAAACGGGAGACAGCAAGAUGGUGCUGGAGAACAAUGCCCUACUGGCCCCACCCAAAGGUUGAACGUUGUGGUGGUGAGAUGGCUCAUCCCGGCUGUAGUAUCUAUGCUGCACUUUUAAUCUCGGGAGUCCACAUAAAGCAGACACAGCAUCAUGCAACUGUCGUGCUUAAAUUGGCUGUGCAAAGAUGAACUGGUCUUCCUGUAUUUUGAAAUUUCAGACAUAUAUAUUUUUCAUUUAUUUAACUCAAAUAAGCAAUAAUUGUAUUACUGAGGAUGUUCUCGCGAUUACGAAGUCAGCCAAUAGCUGUUGUGGGUUCAGCUGCUUGCAAUGAUGUUGCAUGACGACAUUGCAGAAGCGAAAGCAGGCAAUAUUUCACCAUUUUGACAUGCGAUUGCAAAUUCCCUCGUGCAUGCAGUGUGAUUAUACCUCGCGUGUUCUUUACUCGCUGAUCGGCAAUGUUUUCUUAUCGUGUUCAAGAAGUGCUUCAGUGCCCCGUUAAGUCAUUUGCUUAUAUGCAGACUCUGGGCUUUAAUAACAUUACACAGAUACCAUAUUCAGAAGAAGCUAGUCUGGCACAUUUAAUGUGUCCUCUGCAGCCCUUCAUACAUUGCUUAUCUUAACUAACAAUCACUUUUAAAAAAUUUCAGUAGUCAUCUUCCUUAGUUCUUUUUUUUUCAUUAAGGCAGCAGUGCCACUGAAAACUUGCUUUAUGUGCACUCUAGCGAGUAAAGCGGUGUAACAUAUGCACAUCUUGUGCGCAGGAUUGUCAUUACUCGGCAUCUGGGGCCUCUGAAGUGCAGUGCUUUAUUGUUGCUAGGACUUGAAGACGCUCCUGGCUAGGCCAACGAAAACUUUUAAAAAUCAUCCGCAGGCGACAUCCUGACAUUAAACGUCCUAAGUGGUCAUCCCUGUCGAGACAUAUGAGCACCAGUUUAAUUCACCGGCCAACAUCUGGUGGGGCGUUAACACGGAAAAAAAAAAAGAAAAACGCGAUAUUGCACCAUGUUGCACUCUGAAGUUUGCCUGUCUGAACUGGCUGCUGCGUGGCACAAUCACAAAUGUUCUACCGCAGUACCCGUCCCCAAAUUCAGGUCCCCAAAAUUGCAUCAACUGCUACAGCUUGUCUCACCAAUAAAGUAACAAAUUACAUGUAAAAGGUUACUGAGAAAAGUGAUUGAAUUACAGAGCAAAACAUGUAAUUGGUAAAUUACAAAAUUACCAUUAAGCUUAAUAGAUAACAAGAAUUAAUUACAUGUAAUUUGUUAUGUACAAGUCUGCUUCUAUGGCAAUGACGAUGUGUCAUCCAAAUCGGAAUAUUUCUGUUUGGCUAAAAAAAUAUUCCUUAUACCUUCUGCCGCUGGGCCCCUUACUCAUCUCUUGCAUUUCAGAGUGCAGUUGCAUGAGAGAGCUACAGGUAUAAACAAACAUAACCUUCAGUUUUGAACUUGGCCAUGAAAUUUAAGCUUUGCUGUUGAAACGUCCAAAACAAGGGAUCACUGUCGAGCUGCAUUCCUCACUGCCUUAUACACUGGCCACCGAUAUAAAGGAACUGUCUGUAGUUAAGGUAUGUGAAGCAAGGCAUGCUUGCAUUCACUGGAGCGUUCAGAUGUCCCGAACAGUGCUGCACCAUACGUUGCCAUGUAGUCACUAACUAGUUUCAUUCACCUAGUGAAGCAUGUGCAGUGCAAGGCAGUCCAGAGCUACUAUGUAAGCACAAGUGCGUGUUUUGAAACGAAAAGAACCACUAAAGGCUGGCUUCUCCCCAUGGAAUUCCUUAUUGCGAAGAAGCCAACUUCCAAAAACCCAGCCAUUAAGAGCAAUCCGCAUACGGAACGGUUUUACGCGCUUAUCCGGCACCCACUCCGAAAUAAACGGGUGCCAUUAACCUAGCUGCGGGGAACCUGGGUAAGACUUUCUCGCAAUCCAUAAUUCGGUGAAAAAAAAAAAAUGUUGCAGUAACGUGUGCGAAAACUUAACUUUAGCUAAAACAAACUUGCAUGCGCCUACCGCGCUGUUCUGGUUUCAGUUUCGCAUCUGUCGUCAAGCCAAAAAAUGGCUUUAUGAAAUCUUUGAAAAAAAGAAAACGUGCGUUAAAGCUAAAAUACUAAGGGUUUUGUUACUAGGAGAUAUGUUUGGUUGAUGUUUUUGAGAAUUGCGUGACAGUAAAUUCACGUGACCUAGUCAUCUCUCGGGUUAGCCAAUGAACGCCGCCGAAUGUGAUGGCCGCCAUUAUUCUAGCAAUUCUAGCAGAGCGUUCGAGGGUUGCUGUUGGUUUGCGAGAGUUUUGUGAUGCGCGCUCAUCGGAGACGCGUACCGUCGCACGAAUUCACCGGUCUCGAGCACGCACUUUCGAGGACUUAAAGUUUUGGUGAUGCCGCCACCAUCGUCAACGAAUCUCUCAUGGCGGCCUAAGGGCCGUGGGAGCCGCCACCACCGUGACAGUGGCGGGAGUGGAGGCAGUGGCAGGAGCACAGGAACUGGUGGCCAGCAGAGACUCUUCCGCAGCCGAGAGUAUGGCUCGCGGGUGCUUGGCAGUCUGAGUGAACUGCGUGAGAGUGGCAUGUUGUGCGAUGUGACUCUGCAUGUGGAUGGCGAGAACUUUGCACUGCACCGAGUGGUCCUCGCGGCCAGCUGCCCAUACUUUGCGGCCAUGUUCCACUCUGGCCUCGCAGAGUCAGAUCGCGGCACAGUCGAGAUACGGGGUGUGUCAGCGACCAUUACAGAUCUGCUGCUUGGGUUCAUAUACACUGGUGAGAUCCUGAUAACACGGGACAACUGCCAGGACUUGCUUGCAGCUGCCAAUAUGUUCAGGCUAGCAGAUGUGGUUCAGGCAUGCUGCGACUUCCUUCAAAGGGAACUGCACCCUUCCAACUGUGUGGGCAUCUUUCGCUUCGCUGAAAUGCAUGCGUGCACCAACCUGAAGCUGGAGGCCAAGCGCUUCAUAGAGAGGCGCUUCACCGAGGUCAUCAAUGAGGAGGAAUUUUACGAGCUGCCCACAGAGACACUGCGCCACUUCCUGAAGAGCGAGGGGCUCAGCAUCGACAACGAGUUUCAGGUCUUCGAUGCCACCAUGAAGUGGAUCUUGCACAACGUGGAAGAGCGGCGCGUGCUGUUUUUCGAUGUGCUGGAAGCCAUCCGGUUCCCGGUGAUCUCGCGCAAGCAACUGGAGCAGUAUGCUGAUACUUGCCCCGACAAAGAGCUGCACGAGGCUUUGCUCAAGUUGGUCCAGGACCUCAAACCAGACCGGAGGCUCUGCAUCGACGGAAAGAGCAGUCAGGUCCAAGUGGUGGACGUACAGCAGCAGCCACGCAUGUGUGCUCGCAAGAGUGUCUACAUCCUGGGUGGCUGUCAUCGGCAUGCGGGCAUGCGCUUUGGUGAGGGCUACAGCUUGGCCAGCGUCGAGCGCUUCGACCCCGCACGGGGCCAGUGGGCGGGCUCACUCGCUCCCAUGGCCCACCCGCGGUCUGGGCCAGGGGCCGCAGCACUCAACCAGCUUGUUUAUGUCGCGGGUGGUGAGAGCGAUUGCCUGAUCCUUGACAGUGCCGAAGUGUUCGACCCUGUGGCCAACCGAUGGGAUUCCAUCACACCUAUGGUUCAACCUCGCUGCAUGAUGGGGAUGUGUGCCUUGGAUGGCUUCCUGUAUGCCGUGGGAGGCUGGGUGGGUGCCGAGCUUGGUGACACUGUAGAGAAGUACGACCCUGAAUUGGACACAUGGCAGAUAAUCAGCCGGAUGACGAUUGGCCGCUAUGCCAUGGGGGUGCUUGCCCAUGAAGGGCUUAUCUAUGUCAUUGGUGGAUACAAUGACCUCAACUGCGAGCUUGCACUUGUUGAAUCGUACAACCCGGUCACCAAUGAGUGGCAGACACUGGCUCCGCUGCGGAAGCGUCGCGCCUACGUUGGUGUGGCAGUCCUGCACGACCACAUCUAUGCUGUUGGCGGCAGCAGUGAUACUUCCUCUGCACUCAACUCAGUUGAGCGCUACUCUAUUGAAGAGAACCGUUGGACGGAGCUCCCCCAAAUGAGUAUGGCACGUGUGGGUGCAUCCGUGGUGGGCGUCAAUGGCCGCCUUCAUGUGAUGGGCGGUCGACGUCCCUCAGGUUACGAGCGGCCCUUUGCAGUCAGUGGGCCCCCGCUCACGCUGGAGACAGCUGAGACCUAUGACCCUGAGGUCAGCAUGUGGUCCAAGGCAACGCCCAUGCCGCUCAGCCGCUGCUAUGCUGCCGCCGUUGUCGUAUGAGCGCUGCUACGAGCAGUCGUGAGCGACCCAGCAAGAAACUAUGGACCUCACUUCCUUCUCAACUGUCUCCCUCACUAUCAUUUCCUUUUGUGUUGCUGUUUGUUCCUUUUGUUUGUUAUGCCUGCUUGUUGGUCAUGGUAGAAGCAGCCAUUUCUGCUGAGCGCUUCUGUUACAGACGUGUGCUUUUGCGUGUUUGUUUUGCUCUCUUUCUCUUCUGCUAUAAACCUAAGCAAGUGCUAAAAACCUAGUUUGCUCCCUGCGCAGCCAUUCAUGGGAGCUUUUUGAAAUGUGGGAAUCUUGAAAUAAGCUAAGUUCUCUUGCUGCCCAAGCAGGCAGCUGUUUGAUUCAAGGGCGAACACUGUGUACAGGUUAAUCCUCCUACUGGCAUUUGCACCUCAGAGUCUCCUGCCCCAUCCUCCGGUUGAGUGGUAUCCCGUCACCACCUGAGCAAGAAAAAAGGAGUGGGAAAAUCGAAUAAUGUUGCUGGUCGUGGACACAUCACAACAUCCCCCGCCCUUUCCGCAUCUUCUCCCGCAUGUUAAUGGAAACCAAUCUCAAAGGCUAUGUUCUUGUGUACUUCAGGCACUGAAAGCAAUCGCAGGUGCUGGGAAAAUGUCAUGGCAGCUAUGUUUUAAACGUAACCCAUUGUCUUGUGCAUGUUCAUGGCUUCUCUUGAUGGGCAUUGCUUUGCAUUCUUGACCUGUAUGCUAAAAAAAGGUAUCCUUGUCUUGAAUGAAGUGGUGCUGGUUGAAAAGUAGGCACAGAGUUUUGAUGUUGCCAGAAGAGUGUCUUGGUCGUCCUUGCCUUUUUAUUUUUGUGAUGCGAAAGCCUGAAAAGAAAGCUAGCAAGACGUGUGGCAGAAUGAGAUGGUCUUGCAACUCUGAUGUGAAAGAGUUGAGCAGCAGCUGAUGUGCAAGCAGUGAAUGUUGCAGCAUAUGUUCAUGUACAUGAAAAUAUGUGUAAAGAGAAAAGUCAGAAUUGAGAGUUUUAGUUUGUCUGGAGACAUAUUAAACUUCACUGAAAACUUAGUUACCGAGACGUCAACUGCAGCACCAAUGCUGGUAACGACAUCCUGUGAUGCCUUGCCAAACAAAAAUGCAUAAAACGCACUUUUGUGUUAUAUAGGUGCACUUUCUCAGAAAAAUAAAUAAGGCCACGUGAUAAUGAGCAAGUCGUUGCUUAAAAUUUACACCGGCGGUUAAGUAGAACAUACGUGGUUAGUGCAAUAAUGGCUGUGUGGCCUCGGUUUUAAGCUCUGCUCCACUUGAUGGCGGUACCAAUAUUACCACUCACAUUUACGUCUAUUCUUCGAAGGGCAGUAUGUUUAUGGACAAGCUGAAACUCCCUAAUUAAACGCGUUCUGAGUAGUGAGAAAUGCUUGUGCCAAAAGAAGCCCAUGUGUGCAAGCGACGCGUGGUUGAAGUCGCUUGCAUCAAGACUGUGCUGCAGUGUUAUUGUGCGUGUGUUCUGAACUAGUGGUUGUGCUUCAAAGGUUUGUUUGAAUUCAUAUGCCCAACACAAGUGCUUACAUAUGUGAAAUGCAGGGUGUUAGAUUCUUGCAACUGAUUGUCCCGUGUAUUUGUGUGUUGGUUUCACAUUUCCCAAGAGUUGACUAUGAGACAAAGCAUAGUUACAGGUGGACGUCGCUCAUGAAAGAAUGCCACACCAGAUUUUCACAUACAUGCCUUAUCUUGAUGCUUCUGUUUAACUAAAUUGAAUGUACAGCAGAUCUACCCUUCAGCUGAAGUAGUCUCAUUCCUUCAGUAACAUACCUCAGUAAUUCUUAUGCUAAAAUCUUGCAUUGGCAUUUCCUAUGCCUACUUGAAGGUGCAUUUCUCAAACAUCCUUUUGUUACAGAAACAAUCGAAGAGUAUUAAUUUAUUUAAUGCAGUGACUAAUUCACUUGAGGGGCAUGCUGCCCUCAUAAUGAGGCAUUUUUCUGGUUUUCACAAACAACCCCUUGUCACGUGAAUUGAUGAGUUUUAUUUACAUGUAGUGAUUACCUUGCUUGCAUAAGCUUAGGAGGCGUGUCAAGUUGGCAUGUUUGUGAAGAUGGGAGUUGGGCUCUGACAUGUUUUUAGUGAAGUGAUUUGAAAAGCAGCCAGUGUGAUAAGGCGGAAUGCUCUGAAGAGUGACUGCGUUGAAAGAUUGCAACAGAUUGUGUUAUCUUGUUUUGGGCUUAUGGGAAAAUAGCAUUUGUGUGUAGGGGAAUUGGUUGAAGCACCAUUCAACAGGGGCCAUGUCCGAAAAUGCACAUCAUGUGGCAUACAUGACUAAUUCCCAUAUUUCCAGUGACCAUUUUUCACCAUCUAACCAUUGUUUCAAUGUUAUCGCUCGGCGCAAGGUGCGCUUAAACAUACCCAAAAUUUCCAUAGUGAUAUUGCUGAUUCGAUAGCAAAAGAGCAUUAUCCAAUCAGAUUCAGUGUGCAACACAAAUGGUGGUGUACGUUAUGUCACCUGGCUUCUUUCUGGCCUGCUUUCACAGUUUAUGCCUUAACAUGGAGUUUAUUUUUUCUCUAACAGUCAACUAUGAAGUUAGUUUCAACAUUGUGGGUGUCUUUUCUGCUUUCAGAAGGAUGGAUAUAGAAAGCUUGUGGUUUUUUACUUCUUUCGUGAGGAGUCUCCCAGAAUAGCAGAGUACCUUAAAAUGAAAAACUUGUUUUCUACUUUUGGUUAUUUGUAUUAGAAAUAGUUAACAUUCAUUAGUUAAAGCUUGGCAGGACAUGAGAGGUUGGCCCAAAUGAUCUGACCUUUGAAUUAAACAUUUAUGAAGUACAAGCACCUUUUGAGAGCUUUGAAAGUUCAGCUAAGAGGUGUAAUUAACCUAAAGGUUUUGAAAUAAUGGAAGUGAACAGCGUUGUCACUGCUGUUUGUGCAUUGUUUGAAAUGGCCACCACUCAUUGGUGAAGUGAUUUAGGUGCACAGUCUUGAGCAGGCAGCACACUCCAGUCACUAUGCAGUGUGAUGGACCAAGUCCCAGAGAGUGCCAUGAUGCAGUUAGUCAAGAGCUAGAGUGAAGGUUUUUGCAGAUGGCUUUAUGCAGUGUAGACAAAAGGUGCUUAGGAAAGUGUGCACCCAAUGAUUGCUUUAAAGAAUGGUGAAUUAAUGACGAAUGCUUUACCCGGUGAGGUUUCUAGAAGGAUGGCAAGGUUGUAUGCCGUGGUUAGAGAUUCAUGUGGUUCACUUUAUAGAGCUUGUACAAAAUAUAUGAAUUCAGGUGAUGCUCAUAAAUGCAAGAAACAAGUAUUUAGCUACUGGCAAUACCAAUUCUGACAAUGUUGCAAAAAAAAAAGUAUUGUACAAGAGUGCUUGCAUAUUGUGCAGUAAGAGAUGUUUUUGAAUAUAUUGAACAGGACGGUCUUAUCUUCUGUGCAAUUGUAACCGAAUCCAGAGCACAUUUUACCUUUUUGCUGAUGUUCUGUUGUGUAUUCUUGUGGCAUGGUGGUGACCAUAUGCCUAGUCUGUCUGUCUGAAUUUUUGCUUGCUUCGAGGAAGCCAACUUCUCACUAUGUCACUUGACAAGUUUCCUGAUGUCACCACCUCGUGUGUACCACCCCACGCGACCUACAAGUAUACCUUGGUCAUCUAGCGUAAAAUCCCAAGAGAGAAAAAUUGCGAGAAAAUAGAGUGAAAAUGUGAGGUGGGCUAACUUUCAGUGUGGUGAGUAACUUUCAGGUGGGUAACUCAUUUUUUUUUAUGCCGGGAGCUUAGUCGGGGGUGGGUUAUCUUUCGGGGGUGAGGCAUCUCGGGAUCUUACGGUAGUGUUUCAGAAACAUAUGGUUGAAUUCUGCUUGUGAUAUGCGGAUUUUAUCUCUAUCUUGAUCAUCACUGUUGUCCUAGACUUGUGUGUUGGAACUGUGUCUCUAUUUCUGACCUUCCUACUUUCAUUGCAAGAAAUGUCACCAGUGUGUUGAAUAAUAAUGUUGCUUUCAGGGCUGUUGCAUUAUUUUGCUGGAUAGUUACCCAGCACUAACUGCCUCGUCUUGCUGCGAAAGCUUCUUCACCCAACCAAGCAUUUUAUGUUUGAGCUCCCGAUUCAACUUCUGUUUGCCUUAUCCUUUGUAAAAUCGUACGCCCUUCAGGAUGUAAUUUUGUCACACAACAGUAAUCUUCAUCAAUCUUGUGUGUGCUUCCAUUAUUAUUUAAAACUCUGUGCCUCUCCUAUCGGGCAUGCCAUGCACUUCUUAAGCUUCUCAAAGAGUUUCUGACAGGUAAAUAGCUAGCCUAUACACAGUGGGAAAUGCACAAAAGCUAUAAUGGAUGGUGAUUGUCAUAUGAUUUAUUGUACUUUGCACCUUUUAGGGUGCAAUUUGUCACACAAAGGUGUAAUUUGACAAAUUAGACAAAGGGUAAAUCUCCACCUAAACAUGCAAUUUUCUGUGACAAAAUUAUGCCCUAUAGGGUGUAAUUUGUUGCAGUCUAAGGGUGUGCAAGUUUCAGUGUAUUUUUCUAGUCUCUCUGUGAUGGUUUUUGCCAAGGCAAAGCAUAUAUCAAUGCAAACUAAAACAUGUGAUGACUCCAAGAAUGUGUCUUGCUUUUCCCUUGUGUGUUAUGCCGCGGGCAGCUUUCAUAGUUAAUUCUGUACAUCCUUAACUAGUAGCACUAUUGUCUUGUCAGCCAGUGUCUGCUAACGCCGUCUUCCUCAUAUAUCCAAUGAAAUGGCUGGCUGCGCUCGAUAGUGGUCUGUUUCUGUUUUGGCAUCGCAUGUUUGCGUCUUGCUUGUUCACUCUGCUGAUGUCUCUUCUUUUUUUUAUGAUCACUACAGUUAUGUGAAAAUUCUCGUGAGCGUGCUUCGGAAGCAUUUAAGGUAUAACAGCUUGGUGACACUUGCUGAAAGAGCUGAAAACCACUUCACUACAUUUGUGUGUCUGUUUUUUUAUUUCUUCAUUGUAGCGACUUGUUCUGAGUGGGAAGUUUCAUGCUUUGCUAUAACAAUACAGUAUUUCGUAUAAACAGGCGCACUGUAUCCAGGUUAGGUUGUUGUGCAGCCUAUUUGCUUGUGUAUUUUGUCAUGUCUGUUGCUGCUCGCAAAUGUGUAUGUACUUCUUUACUUGUGGAAAGAAAAAAAAAUGGCUUAAGUGGAAGGUUUAGCUUGGUUCCAACCCCGAUUCUUGCUAUCCAAUUGGAGUCAAACAAGUGCUAGACCAGUUUGAACUUUGUUGCAUUUAAGAGAAUACCCCCAAAUCUAAUAAGAUGGGGAGCUUUUUUUGGUAUUUUGUUUGCUUAGGCUAAAUGUUUUGUGAAAAGGGCUGGAAAUGAGAAACCUAAAAAAAAGAUCUCUUUGCACUUCUUAACCUUGCAUCAGAAACUGGUUUUGUAAUUAAAGUGAAGCUGACAGACCACAUAAAGUGGUGCACCUUCUCAUUCUACAGUAAAAUCAUUAUUGUCACACAAGAUUUGCAGAGGCCGUAGUUGCAAAGUAGUCUUGUGUCAUGUCUAAUAUAUAAAAUUUUCCCACUUUAGAGAGUCUACCAGAUGCAUUUUGCUGCAUUGGGAUGUUUUUAUUGCGGAGCUAUGGAGUUGUGCAAACUUUAUGCUUCAAGCUGCCAACAGUAGCUAAAAUUUGGCGUUUUCUUUUAAAUCCAGUAAAUGUAACUCAAGCAUGUUCAGCAAUUGCCAGACAUAAUCAGUUGUACAUUUCACAUGUGCGGAAGAAAGCUACAGUUUCCUCUUAAGGAAGGUGCGUGAAUGGCCUUCGUGUAACUGCAAUGCAAGAUGGGUGCAGCUUGGAUACGCACGAUCCCAGAAUUUUGAAGCAUAAAAAUACACGCACCUGCGCGGAUACACACAUGAACACGCGCACACAUUUGGAUACAGUGCUACGACUUGUAAUGCUGUACUGCCUAGCACUUCCUAUGCCUGUAUUUGCAUUUCAAGUUUGUUUUGAUGGCUGCAGUAUUCAUUCUGAAAUCUGGGAGUCGAUGAGAUCUUGGUUGCGAUCUUAUAAUGACUGAGAAAGCAAGCUGUUCACCUGCUCUCUCUUGAGUUGUCAAAAUAAUGCUUUUGUCAGCAAAAGCAUAAUUCUGACCAAUCGCAUGGAGGCAGGUGGACAACCAGCUUUUUUGAAACAAAUGAUUGCACCCCAUGUUGCGGUAUGUUUACUGUCAGCAGUAAAUCGAGUAUAUUGGAAUGAGUCGUUAUUUUGGUAUUUUUAAUGGAAUGCUUUAUUUUAAGGAUCAUGUAUGCUACAGAAACUUAUAGAAAAAAAGUAGACAGGAUUUUUCUUUUGUGUGUGUUUAUAUGUGGUACCGGUGAUUAUACUUGCAUUCUAUAAAUAGUGUACUGUAUGGUUUGUGGUCUUCUAUGCGAGGUGAUCUCUUCUAAAACAAAGACAAACACAAAACUAUUUUAGUGCAACAUGAGAACCUGCAAUACUACUGUUCAUGUUAAGCACUUUAUUUAGCCAGUAAAUAUAUUAUAAUCAGCGUCUAGGCUUUUAAGCACAGCAGCAUGGUUAUGCCCGAGUUUCUGUAAAUGGUUAGAAUAUUUGUAUUGUCGAACUUGAUAUGUUAUUUUCGAUGUACACUAACUAUUCUCGUUUUAGCUGGUGUUUGAAAGUUUGCUGUAAUACUGUUGAACAACACAAUGUACAUUAUAUCCAUGACACACUUUCUACUUGAUUUGCUCCUUCAGUAAAAUUAACCGCAGAAAUAAAAGCGAUGAGGAAGGCUGCACCACCAGAAGGCAUAGCAGGCCCAAGCAAAUGUAAAGGUAAAUGAGGAGAGUUGUUGAAAACCUAGAGCCAGAGAAUUUUAGCAGGGAAGGGAAAAAGAAAAAAGAAAAAACUUGCAGUUCCCUAUUAUGGCAAUCUGAUUUGUACUAAAAGGUAUGGUUCUUCUAGCUUUUGUUGGCCUUGUAGUGUUAACAAGUCCCAUUAGGGUCACCAACAAAGAGAAUAAAUUACCUUAACCCUUCAAGGGCCAAUUUUUUUCACUAAAUGUGACCCCUCUGGGUCGAAUUAAAAUUUACUGCAAUUUUUUUAGAGUAACCGUAAAGUGAAAAAAAAAUAAUUUCCAUAGGUAAACAUGCAUUGUUUGUGCAUGUAUAAAGAUGGGCUUCCAUAAUUGUAAGAAUCAAAAGUAGAUACACUGAAACAGAUAAAUUCUGAUUUGGCACUUGCGUAAUAGUCUGUAUCAGAGGAAUUGCCACUCGACUAACUGAACACAAGAAAACUAUGGUUAUGGUUGUGCGGCCCGUCAGGAAACCCAAGAGAAUUUCGUCACCAACGUUUCGUCACCAACGAGGGGCAAUCCAUUUCUGCGAGCCUAGUCUUCAGAAAAGAAACGCAGGCAUGGCAGCAUCAUUUGUGUAUACCAGCUUACCCCUGUGAGCAACAGAUGAGCGAGCAUCUAGCGGUGACACUUUGAGAGAUUAGAAACCAGAUAGACAUCAGUUUUUAUGAGCACAACGAACGGAAACAGCCCGUGAGAAGAAACCAAAACUAAACGCUGCAUGCUCUCAAAUGGUCACUCAAAUGCCAAAACUAAUGGUCACUCAUGCACUCAAGUGGUUACUCAAAUGCCAGCAUAAAGAAGCCAUGCAAUGAAUACCAAGAGACUACCGGGGGGGGAUUCCUUGUGUCCACACAAGGCAGCAGCACUUGCUGGGCAACAGCAUGUUUUUCAAACAUACAGGCGGCACCAUAAAUACACGGUGUUGACAAGUAAAAUAUGCUGGGCUUAGAUAUAAUGCUGGCCAUUUAGAGGUCGUUUUAUGUUAAGAUGGUUGCAGUUAGGCCUUCCUCUUUUCUCUGAAUUCAAAAUGGAAACAAACAAAACACUGAAAAUCUUCUUGUCUCCCAGUCUACAGCUAACACCUCUCACCCUCUGUGGCAUGGAAACCCUCUUUCCCCUAAUCAUUUCUCCAUUGCAUGCCAAAACGUUUCAUUGCCCACAUAAGCCUAACAUCAACCCAAAUUGAAACACAGUAACGAGAAAAAAAAUAAGAAAAAUAAAAGAGAACCUUAAGAAAUUUGAAGAUGCAUAUGCCAUUCUGGGCUACUUGUACAUCAAGGGUAGCAAAGCUGUACAAGGGAGCUCUCGUACCCUCGGGAAGUCCUAGGCGUCUGUUUUGCCGCUUUGCGAAUGCCUCACUGGAUACACUGUAGUUCUUUGGCUACAAGAAAACCUUGUUAUAAUGCAUUUGAAGGGGGAUCCAUCGCAUGUUCAGUUACAUCCAUUACACGAACUUCCGUUACAUCCACUGCAUGUUCCAGCAUGCUUUGCCGACUCUGCUGGCGUCGAUGUCUGGCUGUGCGUUCCAGCGGCCUGGUAGGACCAAGUUGCUGGCUUCUCUGACAUUUGAAACCACUGCCACACAUCACCGUCUGCUUUCACUGCUGCUUCACGAAAACCAUUCGGGAACUCCCCCCUAAAUGGCUUUGCCAUAAAAUUGACUGGAAUGCACCUGCGAUUUCCUGUUCUUCACUGUUUGUUGUAUGGGCACAAAUUAGGAUCUGGCAGAGCUCUGGGGGCUACUUCAUGCUUUCAAACAGACAAUUUAGGGAUUUUAUGUCAUGUUUUGAAGAAGCAAUGGAAAAUACAUAUAUAUGUUCCUUUCUGUGUCUGGGUUUCAAUUUAUGCUGAUGGUAUAGUUCUACCUGAAAGUUCUGAAGCUACUGCAGUUCGUGCUAAGGCAACGCUUUCUUUGUGUAAGAAAAGCAAAUUGGGCAGGAGGGUAGGUGAGUGGCACUAAAUUUGCUGUGAAAAGUUGCCAUACAGCGAAAUGAAAAAGUAGGAACAUUCUGAUAUGUUUUGUGAAAAUGUUGAAACACUGCACAAAUAGCAGCAUUAUACAUAAAACGAGUACAUUAAACUUAAAUGCUAAAUGGGGAUGGUAUAAAGUAGAAAAGUAGCUGUUUCCUUCUCGCUGAAGUUCCAAUUAGAAAGCUCAGAUGUUCAAUUCACUAAUUUUACUUUGGCUUCAGAUUUGGUUUGUGUAAUUGAAUACUGUUUGUGCAACAUUGCUCUUUAUUUGUUCGUUCAGCCAGGGCUUGAAAGUGCAAACAUGGGCUGGGCAGAAGCUUGAAUUGGAAAGUGGCAGCAUCGAUGAAAAACCGAUCGUACCGGUCGAUAACUGAAGCGGGCAGUUCUGCUGCAUGCGUUUUCAGACUUGCCAUCGGGUCACAUACUGGUGCUCUGUAGGACUUUUCUCUUUCCCUGCUUUCACAGCCACUUCAUCACUCUCAUGAGGUUCGUAGUGCCAAGCAUGCUGUAGGAGCCCUAAAACAAGACCAGGUGAAAUACUUUCACUUGCAAACUGGCCUCAGAACUUUGGACAGAGACUGUAUUGGCGACAGUUCCUGUUUCCAGAGCCUUGAAACAAAACUCGGUGUCAGAUGCUGUCACUUGUGGAGUGGCUUCAAAGUUUUCGGAGACUGUACCUGUGGUACCUUGUAUUUGCAGGGUGCUGCUACAAGAUCUGAUGACAGAUACCAUCACUUGCAGAGUGGCUUAGGAACUUUUGUGUAAUAGUGCAUGCGUGGUGAAAUAUGUGAUCGCUGUUUCAUGCAGUUUUGCUGAUUGCUGCUGGAAAUCAUUCUGCAUUGUAUAAUUUACUCUCUCAAUAAUUGAUUCCAGUUUCGGCAUAGUUCCAUGAAAGUGAAUAACCUAAGUAACGUCUUGGUGUGAUUCGAAACGUAUGGGCUAUGUGGAAAUCGACGAAAUGAUGAACUUGCCAGCAACAACGACCAUAACAAUUCUCCAGGAAUAAUUGAUCCUUUGAAAUUGCCCUUGUGAGCACCUUGUUUUUUUUGUGUGUGCGCUCGUUUUCAUUUUCUGCGACCAGCGAACAUAUCUCUCGUGUGUUCUUGCAUCAUUGCAUUGGGAGAGACAAAUGUGGGUGAUUUUGCACUGCCUUUUUGUGUGUGCUUGUAUAAGCGUAUUGUGAGGAUGAAAAAAAGAAGUACAAAAGCUAUACUGUAAAAAAAAUAUAAAACAUAGUCUAAUAAAUGGUUUUUACAAAGCCUCAA